AUGUCGACGGGCCUCGCAUCGCUCGCAGGCUACGGGAGCGACUCUGACGAGGAGGAGACCACGCCGGUGCUCCCGCCUGCACCCGCCGCUUCAUCCUCGCGCCUCACUUCGCUGCUUCCUCCACCAAAGUCGACGUCGCUCGCCGCCAAGCUUCCGGCGCCCUCCAGUGCAGCCGGCAACCCGAAAUACAGUGGAAGUUCGCUGUCCUUGCCGCCGCCCUCCGCUUCUUCAUCGACAGCGAAGCGCAAGGUUAUCAAGGUUGGCUCGCUCGCUUCGCUCGACGACGGCGAUGACGAUGGCGAACCGGACAUCGUUGCCUCGGGUGCCAAGAAGCCUCGACUUGGAAUGGCCGCAUCAGGUUCAGCUUCCUCCAAGCAUUCGCUGUUUGGCAUGCUGCCAGCUCCUAAGCGUAUGGACGACGAGGUGCUCGCAGAGAGGAAGAAGGAAGCGCAACAAAGGAAGGCGGACAGGCUUGCGGAAGAGUCCGAGGCAGCGCCCAUCGUUGCGGUGCCGAUCCAGACGCAAGAUGACUCUGUUCGAAGUCCGUCGCCAGGAGCAAUGAUGCCGCAGGUCGUAGAGGAGUCGACCCAGGAUUCAGAUUCCAAACCAAAAGGCAAGAGCAACGACGCUUUCCGAGCCAUGCUUGGGCUCAAGCCGGCCGCCAAGCCGCCAUCCACACAGCCUUCGCAAGAGCCAGCGCGGUCCAAACCUGUCACGGGCAAUCAGCUGCCACCACCACGACCGAAGCAGCCCGGUACAGUGCCAGAUCCUGGCGCGUCGGUUGCAAAGGUCGAGGCUGCGCCGCUCGACUUUUUUUCGCUCGAGGCCAAGCCCCCUGCAAAGUCGUCGGCGACGCAAUUCGGAAACUCGUUCAUGAUCUCUGCCGCACCCAGCAUCGAUCAGCCGUCCGAGCCGGAUGAACCCGCCGCACAAACCCCGCUAGACGAAUAUCCAGGGUGGCAGCUCGACACCGAUGGGUCGUGGGUGCCCGUCACGCCCGAGGCACAUGCCCAGCUGGCUGCGUACGAGCAGUCGCUUGCACCGCCGCCCACAGCCACGUCCAAGGGCGCAGCCAACCUCGACGGCACACGCGAUCUGCUUGCUGCGGGCCUCACUCCUGACGACAUUCGCGCAUUCGACGCGUCAGCUGCUGCCAGGGAUGCGUAUUCCCGUGGCGGGGACGACGACGCGGACGCUGACAAGUACGCAGCAGCCGCAGAGUUCGCAGCGGGUAACCGAGAUGCGAUGGCACAGAGGAAGCCCGGCAUGCUCAAGGGGCUCAAGAAGGGUCAGCUCAGCAGUCUUAUCAGUCUGGCCGACGAGAACAGGAGCAAGGCCGAGGAGAAGUGGAAGAGAGGCAGAGAUGCCAGGGCGAGAAGGGCGAAUCAGUACGGGUUUUAG
Moesziomyces aphidis is the source of this 1401-nucleotide messenger RNA. The record is from the annotation of a GenBank genome assembly. Lineage: Eukaryota; Fungi; Basidiomycota; Ustilaginomycetes; Ustilaginales; Ustilaginaceae.